AUGGACUCCCUGGAAAGCGGUGGCAUCUUGUCAGACUGCGAUCCAGGUUGGCUAUCAGUGUAUUUCAGUGUCAUCACGGCCGCUCUGUUGAUGAUGGAAGACGAGGAAGCUCGCGAGAUACUUCCUACAGGAGACCUUGAAAAUAUUCUACGACAGUGGUACAAGGCGGCCUUAUUCUGUCUCGAAGAAGCAGACUACAUGAGAACCAGCACAGUUCGCCCUGUUCAGGCGAUCGCAGUACUUGGCAUGUGCUUUCACAACUUUGGUGAUUCCGGUCUAUAUCGUCAUCUCUGGAGUUGCGCAAUACGGAUCGCGCGGAAUCUCGGGCUCGACGGCUCUCGGGCUACAAACCCCUGUUCAGAGCUGGGUGUCGAGGCUCAAAGACGUCUAUGGUGGACCUUGGUCAUCUGCGAAUGGUACAUUUGUGUUGCGGCUUGCCCCGAAGCUGUAACGAUUGAGGCUAAUCCAUCAUUCAGGCUCGCGGUUCCUUACUACGUGCCACAAGUCGACGAAGGAGAUUUUGAUGUUCCACUUCCCACGAUCGAUCCCGAGACUGAGGGUGCCCAACCGGUGCUGUAUCACAUUUUCAUGGCACGGACCUCGACUGUUUAUCACAGAUUUAGGUCAGCGCUGCGAGAAGGCACACGGUCAGUUUCCGAGGUCGUUCGUCUAGCCGAUGAUGAACUAGCAGAGGUCAUCAACACCCUGCCAGCCCACCUUCAGCCUGAUGGAGGCAAGAAUGAGGAGAUGCAGGAGUUAGAGCUCGUUCAUCCCUGGAUCAAAUGGCAGCGAUUCGACAUCAGCCUCGUACUUCUCCAUCAUCGAAUGCGCAUCAACCGUUCUCUGCAAAAGCAAUGGUUAGCAGUCCCUGGCCCGUAUGAUUGGGCACGAGCUGUGUGUAUUCGCUCUGCCAUGGACAUUAUUUGGAUAACUCACAACUGGGAUCAACCAGUCGCAAUGCGACGACAGUGGGCAUUGUCGAUGCAUAUUUUCGUGGCCGCUAUUUUUCUUCUCAGAGAAUCCCACAGAGCCCAGGCUGGUGCUGAGGUUGAUUUCACUGAUGAAGUGCAGCUCGCCAUCGAAUAUCUCGACGCGGUCAAGUCGCGGAACGCAAUAGCUGAGAGAGCUGUUGCCAUCCUAAGGUCCUCACUUGACGCAAUAGAUACGGAGACGGUCAUUCCUUGA
This is a messenger RNA of Colletotrichum orchidophilum, 1185 nucleotides long. RefSeq lists its product as uncharacterized. Gene Ontology annotation, biological process: DNA-templated transcription. Bases 1 to 1185 code for a protein of 394 amino acids. Gene Ontology annotation, molecular function: DNA binding; zinc ion binding. The record is from RefSeq and is a predicted model, not a curated record. Lineage: Eukaryota; Fungi; Ascomycota; Sordariomycetes; Glomerellales; Glomerellaceae. The transcript has 4 exons.